Messenger RNA from Prorocentrum cordatum, 1128 nucleotides. The record is from the annotation of a GenBank genome assembly. Lineage: Eukaryota; Dinophyceae; Prorocentrales; Prorocentraceae.
AUGAGCAGGUGGUGGCGGGCCAAGCGGGGGCGCAGCCGGCCCCUUCGGGCCGCUGCAGGGCCUUCCGCCAUUGGGCCCAGCACGCCGAGUUCGGUGUGGGCGCCGGGGUGGUGCCUGCCUCGGCGCGCGAGGCUGCACGGCGGGCUCGCGGCGGCAGGAAGCGCUGCAAGGAGUCCGGCGCGGAGGAGAGCAAAGAGGAGGUGCGACGGCCUGGCGCAGGAGCUCAUGCAGACCAAGGCUGUCGCCUGGCAACUCAAGGGCGCGGCGGGGGCCGUAGCGGAGGUCGGCGUGCCGGCCAACUUGCUGCUGGACGUCACCGAGCAGAUCGAAAAGGUCGUGGAAGUGCCCACGGGGGGGUACGCCGAGUUCGUCCACGUACCGAAGGCGCAGACCCAGGAGUUUGGGAAGACGGUGGAGAUGCAGACGGCAAAACACGUCGUGAACAUCGACCAUGUCCCGUCCGACGUCACCCAGGAGGCCGAGGAGGCCGUGGAGGUCCAGUCGGCAGACCGCCAGCACUCGGAAGAGAAGGCCCACGUCGGCGGCGAGGACAAUGACGAGGACCAGGGCGACGAGUACGAGGAGAACGAUGACGGCUGUGCAGUGGCCGUCCAGAGAGACCUGUGGAGGCCAGGAUGGGAGCUCGACGAGGGCGACCCCCUUCCGCCAGCUCCCUCGGACCACGAGCAGCGCGCAGGGCGCCAGUGGCUCAAGCGGAUCGCGGUGGACCGCAAGCCACGGCGAAGCGAGAUCACGGCGGCUGCCACGGUGGAGGCAGAGGCGCUGGAGGCCAACAAGUUCUCGCUGAAGCCUGUGGCGAAGCAGGUUGGGGAGCGGACGAUGCGUGACAGCAAGUGCGCCCCAAGGUCCAUGGCCACCGACUGGCUGAAGGCGAUUGUCGCAGAGUCCGAGGACGACGUCACAAGGGCGAUCGGCGGCGGCGAGGUCCGCGACGUCUUCGACGAGCGCGGCUACGAUGGCGGGCGGCGCAGGCCGGUGAUCCUCCAGCGGCAGUUCGUCCAAACCGCUGGCCCCGACAAGAUGAUCGAGAUGGAGAGGGCCAUCCAGCGGCUCCAAGCCGCCAUCCGUGAGCGGUGCUGCGCGCGGCGCCCGCGCAAGCGCAGGUGA